AUGGUUGGAGUUUCGACGCUCAUCAAGUCUCUGCCCCUUGUGGCAGGUAGUGCUCUUGCCAGUGUCACUUAUCCUCCUCUUCCAAAGGACUUGACUACUCCUCAUCAGCAGCGUCUGGCAGUUUACGGACCUGACUCUGUAUCCGUUGGCUGGAACACAUACGAGCAAUUGAACCAAGCCUGUGUCCAAUAUGGUUUAUCAGCAGACAAGCUGGACACAAAAGCCUGCUCAAGCUCAUCAACAACUUACGCAACAUCGCGCACAUGGUCCAAUGUCGCCAUCCUAACAGGCCUAACCCCAGCAACAACCUACUACUACAAGAUCGAGUCCACGAACUCAACAAUAGGCCAUUUCCUGAGCCCACGCACACCAGGCGACAAAACACCCUUCAACAUGGAUGUAGUAAUCGACCUAGGUGUCUACGGCAAAGACGGCUUCACAACCAGCAAGAAAAAAGACACAAUCCCCGUCAUCGAACCAGAACUCAACCACACAACAAUCGGUAGUUUAGCCAACACAGUUGACGAUUACGAGCUUGUAAUUCACCCAGGCGACUUUGCCUACGCAGAUGACUGGUAUCUGAAGUUCUCGAACCUCUUCGACGGAAAAGAAGCCUACGAAUCAAUCCUGGAGCAAUUCUACGACCAACUCGCUCCCAUCGCAGGCCGGAAAAUGUACAUGGCCAGUCCUGGAAACCACGAAGCAGACUGCAGUGAAAUUCCUUACAUCAAUGGCCUCUGCCCAGAAGGCCAGAAGAACUUUACCGAUUUCAUGCAUCGGUUCGACAGUACCAUGCCACAAUCUUUCACCUCAUCUUCUUCAGAUGCGACUGCCCAAGCAAAUGCAAAGAAGGCCCGGUCCCUAUCCAACCCGCCAUUCUGGUAUUCCUUCGAAUACGGCAUGGCGCAUGUUGUCAUGAUCAACACCGAAACGGAUUUCCCCGAUGCCCCGGACGGCCAGGAUGGUUCUGCAAAGCUAGACGGCGGACCUUUCGGCACAAAGAACCAGCAAAUUGAUUUCUUGACUGCUGAUCUGGCGAGUGUUGACCGAACUGUCACGCCGUGGGUUAUUGUCGCUGGGCACAGACCUUGGUACUCAACUGGCUCUUCCAGCGGAUGUGAUUCUUGCCAGGAAGCAUUUGAAGGACUGCUCUACAAGUACGGAGUUGACCUCGGUGUUUUCGGGCACGUGCACAACUCGCAGCGGUUCCUGCCUGUUGUUAAUGGUACUGCUGAUGCCAAUGGCAUGAAUGAUCCCAAGGCGCCUAUGUACAUUGUUGCUGGUGGUGCGGGUAAUAUUGAGGGGCUGAGUUCUGUUGGGACUAAGCCUGAUUAUACUGCCUUUGCUUAUGCUGAUGAUUAUAGCUAUAGCGCUAUUAAGUUUGUGGAUGAGCAGCACUUGACCGUUGAGUUUCUGAAGUCUUCCACUGGUGAGGUACUGGAUACUAGCACUUUGUACAAGAAGCAUGCUACGCAGUUUGUGAGGCAGUGA
Messenger RNA from Penicillium antarcticum, 1491 nucleotides. Its product is annotated as purple acid phosphatase family protein. The record is from RefSeq and is a predicted model, not a curated record. Bases 1 to 1491 code for a protein of 496 amino acids. The transcript is spliced from 2 exons. Gene Ontology annotation, molecular function: metal ion binding; acid phosphatase activity. Lineage: Eukaryota; Fungi; Ascomycota; Eurotiomycetes; Eurotiales; Aspergillaceae.